This is a messenger RNA of Microthlaspi erraticum, 468 nucleotides long. NCBI's taxonomy places the organism in Eukaryota, Viridiplantae, Streptophyta, Magnoliopsida, Brassicales, Brassicaceae. The record is from the annotation of a GenBank genome assembly.
AUGGGUUCAUCAGAUCGGACGGGUAAAGCUAUCGUCCAGGACGAUGACAAUAUGACACUCGCUACUUUGAGAAGCAAGACGCGUCCUUCCGGCGACCAGUUGAGAAUUCUCAGAGGAGCCAUCCGUGCGGGUGCGGCUGAAGAGCGCCGUAAAAAGGCGGCGGAGGAUGCUGCGGAGGCCGUGAGGGCGGCAGAAGAAGCUGCUGCAACUGAGGCGCGGAUCGGGAUGACGAAGGAACAUCGGUUCCCGAUCACGCAAGGCUUGAAGGGGAGAGUAGAUAACCCUGAUUCCAUCGAGGUCCAAAUUCCCAAGUCUCACAAGAGGCCUUAUGAUGUUCCAUCGGGAUGGUUCUGUGUUUAUGAAUGCUUUUGCAUGGAGUUUGGGAUGAGAUUCCUUCUUCCUUUUUUGCUGUUGAAGUUCGCGUCUGAGCGCGGUGUUGCCGUGAGUCAGUUGAAGACAUUAUCCUGA